CAGCACGGGGUAACUUACUGUAAACAGAACAAACAUUUGCAUAGAAAGCAGGAAGUUUUUCAUUAAUCAACAUCAACGUGCGUCAGGCUCUCUCAUUGAGUUUUCGCUUUAGUUUAGCGGUUUUAAACUCUGUCUGAAAUAUAUAUUUUUAAUGACGGACUUGAACGGACAGUAAUCUUCCUACAGAAUGAUUCUUCGACUAGUUUUGGUGUUAGCGUGUGUGUCGCUGUCGUCUACGGUGAGGCCAUUGUCGUUGCCUCUUAACUGCUCUCGCCAGGGUUUGAUGUGUGCAGUCACCAUAUAUAACUGUAUGGACGUGGAUUGGGUGAAAGUUUAUAAUUACACUCCCAGCAGUCCAGAGGGGCUGCAGGUUUCUGUGGACACCAGGCAUGACACGACAGGACACCUGCAGCCUGUACUGGUCGCUAACUGGAAAAUAAAGGAUGAUGGCAGUAUUGGUUACCUGAAAGCCACAGAGCUUCAUGUUCUGGUAGCGUCCACCAACGAGAACCUGUGUGUCCGAUAUUCUUUUAAUAGCCAACUCCAAAUGAGAAGUCCAUCAGGGGAAAAGUGGUCGUUCUCAGCUAACAUGCUGGUGUUGGACCCUGGUCAGACGUACUGGGUGUCUGUCUUCAACAUCCCCAAACCAGAGAUGGGCCACAGCCACUACGACAUCAGCACUGAUAUCACCGUUCCUGAUUGUCCCGAUCCUAAAAUGAAGACGACCCAUUUUUGCAUAGAGAGAGGUAGUCUGUGGCAGCCUGCCAUCCAGACGGCUGUGAUCACUGCGGACAGAGGAGGAUCUGUACUUGCUGUCAGCUUCACUCCUGACACACUCUGUGAGAAGUACAUGGUUAUUGUACGCUGCUCCAAUAUCCAUCGUGAAAACCAUGCAUACAAGGCUAAUCAGAAGACCCUGAAUGCAACAUUCAACCUUGAUGAAUGGCCGAGAGGUUGCUGCCAGUUUGACGUUGAGAUCAAACCUUUUUUCCCACAAUGCGGCCAGGACUGUACCCGUCGAAAGACAACUCUGGAUAUUUGUCGUGUAAACCCGACAGAAGCCUCCGAUGUCCCAGUCUACACAUUUGUCGUCCUGGGAGUGGUGCUUAUUUGUGUUGUGAUGACCGUUAUUAUGUAUUUCCUCUGCAGGAAGUCAGGCAAUCCUGAUGUUGCUGCAGCACCUGUGGGCGGCGUAAUACUGCAGCAGCAGCAGCAGCUUAAAGACACUCCCACAGUGCUGGUCAUCUACUCCCAGGACCACCACCUCUACAGGGACGUAGUGCUAAAGCUCUGCGCCUUCCUCCAGGCCAAGUGUGGCGUCAAGGUGCUGAUGGACCUGUUGGACUCCACCUUGGUCGGCAUCGUGGGGCCCAUUCGCUGGCUUGAGUGGCAACGGCAACAGCUUAAAAAUCCUUCUGACAAAAUCCUGGUACUGUGCUCGCAAGGCGUCCAGGCAAAGUGGAGGGCCAUGUGCGGUCAAGGUCGGGUGAAACUGAGGGAAGACGUUCUCUCCCCUAGUGACGACAUGCUCACGCCCUUUCUCAACCUCUUCCUACCUGACAUGCAUCAGACAGGCAACCUGGGCAAGUACAUGGUGGCUUACUUCGAUGACAUCAGCAGGGAACAAGACUUGCCAUCAGUUUUUGACAUCGCAGUCAAAUACAAGCUGAUGAAGCAUUUCGAAGAGCUGUACUUCCGCAUCGUGGACAUUGAGAAGUAUCAGCCAGGCCAGGUCUGCCACAUCAAGGGCAUUGGUGCCGACGACUAUUUCGACUGUCCCUCGGGUAGAGCCCUGAAGAAUGCCAUUGAAACCUUCCAGGCCUACCAGUUGGAAAAUCCUGAUUGGUUUGAGAAGGAGUGUGUGGGCAGUGAGGAGGAGGUCAUGGCUGAGGCUAACCCGCUCAUUGACCAGCUGCAGAUCCCCCCGGUCCUUGAGUGUGUCCCUCUAAUCAGAGACGACGGGCUUCCUGUCUUCAUCCACGAGGUAGAAAUCAAUGAAAAUGGCGACAGUGUUCAUGUCCUUAUACCUGAAGUGAACCCAGAGCGCAAGCUUGCGUCAGUGGUAGAACUUACACCAGUAGUGAACCAUCCGUAUCUGUCAAACCUGAAAGAAGUGUCGACAGAUCACCUGUGUCCUCACAGCCCCAGGCCAGAAUCUGUCUACAUAGUUGAGCCUGUUUUGAACAACCGGCAACCACCAAGGCAGAACUGGCUCUCCCUCGAGGAAGAAGCCUUCGGUCAAAUUCCCACCGAGGAUGACGAAGAGGCUUCGCUGCUACCCAUGAGCCAACUCUCCGCUCAUUCGGACCAGAGAAGCUCGGCUUUACAGAACUCCCUGAACUCAAAACUUCAAGAAUCCCCACGUGCCAACAUGCAGAGUGAAUAUUUCCCUCCAUCCGAAAUCAACCGCUCUCAGCCUGUGGAGAUGGUGGAGGACGACGAGGUUCUGGAGCCCGGUGGAAAGGGUCCUAACAGUGGAUCUGAUCAAGGCUACAUCUCCAAAAUCUCCUCCCAGCACGAAUCCCCUUUCAAAGAGGAUCCAAUGGAGGCUCUGAGAAGACUGCAGGAGGAGCUGUUUCUUCAAGGAUACUCAGACCCUGAAGCGAACUGAUGCUGACAGUCCAAAGUCCAGCCCCGAGUACAAACGCUUCACUGACUGACACCGACAUCACAUGCGCAAUUACAAGAAGCGCCUGAACGUAGGAGGGUGUAGGAUCUGCAGAGACAGAGGUAUUUGUGUGGGGCUUAUAUGUUACAUUUUAUGACCAUCAUAACCCAUAUAUUUUGACUAUGUUGCUUGAUCAAAAGGAAUGAAUAACAAUCAACGAGAUCAGGCCUUCAUAGAUCAAAGAAGAAGACACUGUGACUGUACAUGUAGAGGGUUGUUUGAAUGGACGUUGCACCUGCUGAGAUUUGGACCAGAAAAUUAGGAACCUAUUCCAAGAGAUGGAAGAAGAAAACGUUCUUCUUGACCUUGAAAUAAAUAACCACCGAUAGAUUUGUAGGAACCGAACAUCUGAGACACAGACAAACAAAACUUUCUUAAAGUACAAAGUUUUAAUCUUCCGAAAAUUCCAAUCAAGUGUGUUUGGAGUGCAGUCAACAUAAUGUGUCCUCCGCCACUCACGCUGUUCUCCUUCCUUCCAGAGUCUCUGAUUGGUUAUGAAUUGAAAACGGGCUCAUGUUCCAUUACAGUCUCACUCAUGAAGACUCUGUUACACAAAGAAACUUUGAAAUAACACACAUUUAACUGCAGCCAACAGCAAGGUGACUUCUUAUCUUCUUGUAGCCGUUUCCCACCGGCUGCACUUAUCAAUUAAGACUCCUACGCACACGUGUCUUUGCUCUGGAAGAUGAAUCAUUAUCACACAGGACCAACCUCCCUUUCCUACCCUAGUGUCUUUACACAGUGGGCUCCAUGUGUGCACUCUCACAGGAUCUAUUCAUGUUAUCAAACAUAUAGUAACGGGAAGUUCUCUCGCUCGCCCUGUACAAAGUCAUCGCUGCUUCAUAUUCUCUCACGAUUACAAAAUGAUGUAAUAUAUGUACUGUAAAUAAAAUGAACGCAUCUAGGUUAUACACUGAUUAUAUAAAUGGACCUUUGUAGAUGUUUUGCUUUGUGUGAGCAAAAAAAAUGAAGUUGGCCAACAUGUAUUAUCGUUGUUCCAUAAUGAAUCUCCAAAGAAGACUUGCUCUUUGGUUCUGAGAGACUGAAAACAAAUGUUUAAAUGUAGUUUAUUGUUGAGGCUUUCAAAUUUCAGAUUUUUUUUUCUGUAAAUAUUUUGAGGUGAUGUGUCUUCAUCAUGUGACCUUUUUAUCCACGGGAGAAAGGCAGAAGUAUUCCAGGAAAUGACGUAUAUUGCAAAUAUCGGUUAAUUUAAGGAUUUGUAUUUGAUAAUGAAGGUCUUUGUUGAAUAAUGUCUCUAACAGCACUUCCUCUUUAUUAUAAAAGAAUCCAUAAUAAAUAUCAAAAACACAAAUCA
This is a messenger RNA of Cottoperca gobio, 3983 nucleotides long. RefSeq names its product interleukin 17 receptor A1a (gene il17ra1a). The transcript has 11 exons. Lineage: Eukaryota; Metazoa; Chordata; Actinopteri; Perciformes; Bovichtidae. The coding region runs from base 188 to 2611 and encodes 807 amino acids. Gene Ontology annotation, molecular function: interleukin-17 receptor activity. The record is from RefSeq and is a predicted model, not a curated record.